GUAAUACCGCCAGCAAUCGCCUAGCGAACAGCCAGCGGUGAACACAUAGCAGCCACACGAGCUCAUUAGCUGAUAAAAGCACUGAAAUACAAACAACGCAGUUUGUGUAAACAAUCAAAUUGUCGCAGCCAUAUCGAGUGUGCUUACACGUCCAGCGGAAAGUUUUCGAAACCAAUCCAAUCAAUCAGCUAAGAUGUCCGCUUCACCCACCGCCCGUCAAGCCAUCACCCAGGCCCUGCCCAUGAUCACCAGGAAGGUCGUCAUCUCGGAUCCGAUCCAGAUGCCCGAGGUCUACUCCUCGACGCCCGGCGGAACCCUCUACUCUACCACUCCUGGCGGCACCAAACUGAUCUAUGAGCGGGCCUUCAUGAAGAAUCUCCGUGGCUCCCCAUUGAGCCAAACUCCGCCGUCCAACGUGCCCAGUUGCUUGCUGAGGGGCACUCCGCGUACUCCCUUCCGCAAGUGCGUGCCCGUUCCAACGGAACUGGUCAAGCAGACCAAGUCGCUGAAGAUCGAGGACCAGGAACAGUUCCAACUGGAUCUGUAGGGGGCGUGGCGUGGACACCGCCAUGCAGCAACUGCCAAAACCAACUAGUUCUUAGAUGCACCCACUAAACCCGAUCUUAUAAGCUUAGUGUACCCAUUAACUAGAUGCUAAGUCCUUAGUUCUUCCACCUUGUUUGUUCUCUCGGUCAUAUUGACCCCGUACCUUGUAAAAUCGUAGAUCUUAAGUAAAAUGCAAUAAAAAAAACACACAUUAUUUAAA
Drosophila mauritiana is the source of this 766-nucleotide messenger RNA. RefSeq names its product eukaryotic translation initiation factor 4E-binding protein 3 (gene Thor). Gene Ontology annotation, biological process: negative regulation of translational initiation. Gene Ontology annotation, molecular function: eukaryotic initiation factor 4E binding. The transcript is spliced from 2 exons. Lineage: Eukaryota; Metazoa; Arthropoda; Insecta; Diptera; Drosophilidae. Gene Ontology annotation, cellular component: cytoplasm. The record is from RefSeq and is a predicted model, not a curated record. Bases 194 to 547 code for a protein of 117 amino acids.